ACGUCACUUAUCGAAGUUGUAAUAGGUAAGCGUUAACGCCUCUCUCGAAUUGAGAAUCGAUGACAAUGGGAGACUGUUUCCAAAGUGGAGGCAGUGCGAGGGAAAAAGCAAAGGGAGGAAGCUCGUACGACCUGCAGCGCGGUGAUUGGAGUGAGUGAGUGAUUCUAAGUGGGUGAGUGAUAUCGUUGCUGUGACCCACAGUAUGAUGUGAUCGGGCACGGCAUGAUGAUUGAACAGUAUGGAUGAGGGUAGAGGAAUCGAUGAGUAACGGUCAAUUAAAUUAACCAUGGUAGUAGCGAUGGGACUGAUUAGGAGACGACGAUGCUGUAGCGCGGUGUAUUUUGUUUUUGACCUGUGAAUUGAAGAGGAACUUGAUGCUGAAUUUGAGGAUGUGACCGGUGGAAUUGAAUCAGCUGAGAUGGCAUGGUGUUGUCACCCGCUUCUAGUUAUUGCACACAUGUUGGUGGUUUUGGGCAGGGAAACGGAAACCUACAAAAAGCCAAUUCUCACUCAAUUGGCACUCGUCUGUGGAACUUACUUCACUUGUACGUAACCAAUCGUACCGAUCGGAGGUGCUGGGAUUUGAAUCGGUACUUUGCGGGAGCCACAAGUGGCUGCGUCUGUCCUGUCGAGAUGUUUGCAUGCGGCCUCACGGUCGUACUGUGGGUGGCAACUUUUCUCCACCCAGGCGCCUGCGAAGCCACAAACGUCACCGCGGCGGCGGGGACGCGCGCCGUCCUGCCGUGCCGCCGCACGCCGUGGCCCAGCGACUGGAAGAUCGAGGAGGCCAAGUGGUUCCACUCGGGGAGCCACGGCGCCCAGCUGGUACUCAACUCCGUGCGGGGCUUGACCAGCGAGGACGGUCGCUCGGCCCUCCGGGGUCAGCUAGACGAGGGCGACGUCUCGCUGCACGUGGAGCGGCUGAGGCUGCGGGACGCGGGUCACUAUCGGUGCCAGGCGAAGAUGAGCAAGUGGUGGUGGACGCGCCAGCGGCGCGUCUUCGUUUGCAACGUGAUGCUCGCCGUCACCCCGGAUGAGGGGGAGGCGCUCGAUCCGGACGCCACCUCGCAGGAGAAUCCCGCGACCACGACCCCACGAGGAGGUGGGGUGGACGUUGCGGUGGGGUUGGCUGUCGAGUGUGCAGGCGGUGCGACUGCACUGGGACCCAAGGAGCGGAGAGUGACGGAUGCCACGGCUGAGUUCACCAUACGCCUCGCUGCGUCUGGCGACGGCGGGCAGCCUGGCAGCUGGUGUGCGCUGGUGCUGCUGGUGCCGGCCGUCAUGUUCGUGGGCUCGACGGUGGCGCUCGUCGUCUGGCGCUGCAGAGUGAACCGGAGGAAUAUGGCGAAGGGCGGCAAGGUCGGGCAUGCCACCGCGCCAGCAAUCGGCGGCCGGGGUCCGUCCGCGAUGAGUGGCGACCGGGGAAUUUACGAGUAAAUUGAGUGGGAGAGCAGCAGCCAGGCGGAGGGGAAAGGCGCAUGGACGGGGCCCACAUGAGGCCUGAGCCAGCAGUGAGCCAAACCAAGGCCACGUGACCAGGGCCAUCCAUAGUGGUGGGGUUGCGGGGCCCAGACCAACUCGCACGGUGUGCCCACCCCCCCCGUAAUAUAUCAGACACCGUGACGUCAAAGCACAUCCCCCUCCCACCCUCCAAAGCACGGGGCCCUGGGCGGUUGCCCUGAUUUGGGACGGCUUUGCACGUGACCUCCCAAACAGCACGCGGCUGCUCCCACAGAUUUGAAACCCAGCUACGAAUAACCUCGUCCCGCAGACGUCGCUCGCUCGCCACGUUUAGCACGAUUCUUAUUUUCUAUUUAUAGAGCGCCUUAGCUCGAGGCGUAAUGUUAACUUACAUUGGGGUCUUCAAUUGUAAAAAAAAAAACCACACACAUUUUUAAAGCAACGUGAUAAGAAGAGGAUAAAAACACCACUGGAAAUCACGAUGACGACGCUCUAUAAAACUAACAUAUUAUCACUUGCAUUAUUGUUGUUAAUUUUCCGAGGUCACUCCAGUGGACACGUUAAUUCGCACUUCGCCUCGCAGCGUGUUGGCCGCAUGCCAUUAAACAAAAGUAUAUUUAACAUAAACAUAAUGAUGGAAGCGGCGUACGAAAAUAAAAAAUGUUGCGGAUGAC
Petromyzon marinus (sea lamprey) is the source of this 2135-nucleotide messenger RNA. RefSeq lists its product as uncharacterized. NCBI's taxonomy places the organism in Eukaryota, Metazoa, Chordata, Hyperoartia, Petromyzontiformes, Petromyzontidae. The record is from RefSeq and is a predicted model, not a curated record.